AUGAAGCGAGCGUUCUGUGUGUUGGCGGCUCUUAGAACUGAACAGAAGCAAAGUGUACUUGGCAAGAUGCUACCAAUAACCAAUUUCAAGGAAUGGAAGUUCCGUAGCACCCCUAACUACGCCGCUUUACCAAUAGAUGAGAACCCUGAGUAUAAUGUGCCGAUGGCAGUGAAAGAUGCGGUGUUUUCUGAGGUCCCAACAGAGCCUCUAGUGGGGACAUUACACCUGGUAUGUGCAUCAGAUGAUGCUCUCACAGACCUGUUGGACCUGCACCCCAGUGUAGCAGAGACUACAGAAUUCAUCAACUUUGUUGCUGGUGCUUAUUUGCCUGAGGGAGGACUUACUGUUUCACAUAGGUAUGGAGGUUACCAGUUUGGACAUUGGGCGGACCAGCUGGGUGAUGGUAGAGCUCACAUACUUGGGGAAUAUGUGAACAGCAAAGGUGAAUCCUGGCAGCCACAACUGAAAGGUUCUGGUGAGACGCCAUAUUCCCGCUUUGGUGAUGGUCGCGCAGUCCUACGGUCUUCUAUCAGGGAGAUGAUCGCAUCUGAAGCUUGCUACUACCUCGGCAUACCGACCACUAGGGCCGCCGCUUUGGUAGUGAGUGACGAUCACAAAGUUUGGCGCGACAAGACAUACAGUGGUCGCGCGAAACAGGAGAGGGCCGCCAUUGUGAUGCGUCUCGCUAACGCUUGGUAUCGCAUCGGAUCGCUAGAGAUUUUACUCAAGCGAAAAGAACCACAUACGCUCAAGUUGUUGACUGAUUUUAUCAUUAAACAUCAUUUCCCUGAAAUUGAGAAUGCUGAAGGUGACAAAUAUGUGAAUUUUUAUAAAGAAGUGGCUCAUAGGAACCUUGAUAUGGUGGCGACUUGGCAAGGCCUAGGCUUCACUCACGGCGUGUUGAACACAGAUAAUGUAAGCCUACUAGGUGUGACCAUAGACUAUGGUCCCUACGGGUUCAUAGACCACUACUACCACCAUUAUGUGCCCAACACUUCCGAUGACAUGGGCCGGUAUGCCUUCAAUAAACAACCGGGGAUUAUUCUAUGGAACUUGGAGAAAUUGGCUGAAGCUAUGGAACCAAUUUUAACAGCUGAGCAGAAACAAGAAAUAGAUCGCGUAGAAGCUACUCUAGAAAACUAUGUCAAAACAAAAGUAUUGAAAACCUAUCUACAGAAGUUAGGGCUUGAAGAAGUGAAAGAUGGUGACCAGAAGUUAGUGGACGAUCUACUUGAAGUGAUGCAGCUGAAGAUGGCGGACUUUACGGCUACCUUCAGACAACUAGCUGAGGUGGAACCACAACAGUUGUCAGAUAAGACAGUACUAGAGACCAAAUGGUCUCUUAGCAAAUUGAUUGGAGUACCGGCUUGGGACAAGUGGGUGGAAUCUUACCAAGAUAGGCUGAAGAAAGAGAAUGUGAGUGAAGAAGAACGCAGGCGUCGAAUGGUUGCAGUGAACCCUGUGUACAUACCACGCAACUGGAUCCUAGAAGAAGCGAUCAAAGACGCAGAGAACAAUGAUUUUGAAAAGGUACGCUUCUUAGUUAAACUGUUCAAGAAUCCGUAUGAAGUGAAUGAAGAGGCUGAGAAGCGAGGCUACUCCGCUCAACCGCCGAGCUGGUCUUAUGGACUCAAACUCAGCUGUUCUAGUUAA
Messenger RNA from Spodoptera littoralis (African cotton leafworm), 1653 nucleotides. The record is from the annotation of a GenBank genome assembly. NCBI's taxonomy places the organism in Eukaryota, Metazoa, Arthropoda, Insecta, Lepidoptera, Noctuidae.